AAUUUAUGAGUUGCAUUCCUGGGACGACUUUAUUGGAAAAUAGUUCAUUCGAUUACAUGAAAUCAACUUUAACUUAAGAAUACCCCUCAGAAAAAUAAUAACAUGUGAAAGACAACCACUUGUAAUGAAGACAGUAAAAUUCUCCUGUUAGUGAUCCCAUACUAAAUCAUGAGGAAAAAACCAAGAAAAAACCUAAUGAUACUAUGCCGACAUGGAAGUUCUUACUGCCAGUUUGUUUUGCCAUGUUCAUUGCAUUUGCUAUUGCUGCUGAUAGUAUAGAGGAUUGCAAGUGUUUUGCUGAAUUUAAACCAGAAAAAGAAGGUGACAACUGGCUCUGCAGAGGUAUAAAGAAUCAUAGAAUAUAUUCAUGUGGUGAAGAACAACCUCCUCUUUGCAGAUGCUACAAAAAUGGAAAGGAAACCGUUUUGGAUAUUGGUGAAACCAACUGUGUGGGUACAACAAUUUAUGACAGUUUACAUUGUGCACCAACCAGUGAAUGGAACCAAUAUUAUAGCAGACAUCCUCAGAGAAGAAUAGUCAACUAAAUAUUGUAGUAUAUACGUUUAUCAGUGCCGUGAAUACAAAAAUAUAUGAUAUCCAAAUUUAUGUUUCAUCCAAAUCAACAUUAAACAUUUUUGAUUU
Molecule: messenger RNA, 642 nt
Organism: Diabrotica virgifera virgifera (western corn rootworm)
Lineage: Eukaryota; Metazoa; Arthropoda; Insecta; Coleoptera; Chrysomelidae
Exons: 2
Coding region: 204-545 (113 amino acids)
Source: RefSeq, a predicted model, not a curated record